Labeo rohita (rohu) is the source of this 2101-nucleotide messenger RNA. It is a transcript of the gene cyth4b, whose product is annotated as cytohesin 4b. The record is from RefSeq and is a predicted model, not a curated record. The transcript is spliced from 13 exons. Bases 134 to 1324 code for a protein of 396 amino acids. Gene Ontology annotation, biological process: regulation of ARF protein signal transduction. Lineage: Eukaryota; Metazoa; Chordata; Actinopteri; Cypriniformes; Cyprinidae. Gene Ontology annotation, molecular function: guanyl-nucleotide exchange factor activity.
UCUGGUGUGAAACGGGUGUUUGCAGGGCAGGGCAGCAGCUGAUAGAGGAACUCACACCAUCUCCAACAAACAUGAAGAACAUCUGAGUUCAAACACACAGCAGAUCAGCAUUAUACAUAUUUAUAAAGUCACCAUGACUGAGAGCUAUAACACAGAUUUGACGGCGGAGGAGCAGAUGGAGAUCGAGCGGCUGAAGAUGCACAAGCAGAUCCUGCUGGAGGACAUUGAGAAACUGAAGAACCAGAUUGAAAAUGUCAUGGCAGAUAUUCAGGAUUUCAAAUCAGCAGAAGACAAUAAGAUGCUGGAGAGGGAGAAACGCUUCUGUAGUGGCAAGAAGAAAUUCAACAUGGAUCCUAAAAAGGGAAUCAAGUAUCUGGUCGAUAAUGAGCUUCUGGAUUGGAAACCAGAACGCGUGGCCGAGUUCCUGUAUAAAGAGGAAGGACUGAAUAAGACCGCCAUCGGAGACUUCCUGGGAGAGAGGGAGGACAUGCACCUGAAGAUUCUCAAAGCGUUCGUGGAGCUGCACGAGUUUUCAGAUCUUAACCUGGUCCAGGCGUUACGGCAGUUCUUGUGGAGUUUCCGUCUGCCGGGUGAAGCUCAGAAGAUCGACCGCAUGAUGGAGGCCUUCGCCACACGCUACUGUAACUGCAACGCCAACGUCUUCCAGUCCACAGACACGUGUUACAUCCUGUCGUUUGCCAUCAUCAUGUUGAACACGAGUCUGCACAAUCCCAACGUGAAGGACAAGACCUCGCUCGAGAGAUUCAUCAGCAUGAACCGCGGCAUUAACAACGGACAAGAUCUACCCAACGACCUUCUGACGAAUCUCUACAACAGCAUACGCAAUGAACCCUUCAAAAUCCCAGAGGAUGAUGGGAACGAUCUGACGCACACCUUCUUCAACCCGGACCGAGAGGGCUGGCUGCUCAAACUGGGCGGUCGUGUAAAGACGUGGAAGAGACGCUGGUUCAUCCUGACCGAUAACUGCCUGUAUUAUUUUGAAUAUACCACGGACAAAGAGCCGCGCGGCAUCAUUCCUCUGGAGAAUCUGUGCGUGAGGGAAGUCAUGUUUCAACGCAAACCGUACUGUUUGGAGCUGUAUAACCCCAACACAAGCCGGGGUCAGAAGAUCAAGGCGUGUAAGACGGAGACGGACGGACGCGUGGUGGAAGGGAACCAUCAGUCGUACACCAUCUGUGCCGCUUCAGCCGAGGAGCGAGACGACUGGAUCGAAUCCAUCAGGGCCAGCAUCACUAAAGACCCCUUCUACGAUCUAGUGUCCAUCCGCAAGAAGAAAGUCAUCAACAAAGAGCCAGAGAAAUGAGGAAACGACUGAACUACGAACAGACAAACGGACAGAACUAUAGGAGUGCACUGCUUAUUUAUUAAAACUCACUUAAAGCUCAGGAGAUCAGCUCAGGAGAUCAGCUCUGUCUCAGACGUUUCUCUUGAAAUUGCUUAGACAUUCAAAUGUGUCAAUAGUGAGUAAACCAUAUGAAACGAAAUGUUGAGAAGCUCCGAUCAUCCAUACUGAGAUCAUUUGAUCAUCCUUUCUGAAAGAAUCUUUUCACUGCAGUUAUUUUAAUGUCAUUUCUCAGAGGUUUCUCUCUCAUAGCUUAGGAAAUGUAAGGAUUAUCAACUCUGUCUCAGACGUUUCUGCUGAAAUUCCUCCGAAAAAAGUAAAAAUAGGGCCAAAUGGUUCUCAUCCAGUAAGAGUAGAAAGCAAUAAAAUGAAUGUGGAGCAGGGAUCAUGACUGGGAUCUGAAAUGCUAGAGAGACACACACACACACACACACAUAUUACCGAUGUCUUUUUUGGCAAUGAAUGUCCAUUUGACCUCGUGAGACACUGAGGUUGUCUUGUCGUGUUUAAUCUGCGACUGAAUCCAUUGUGGAGAGCGGCAGUGACGUCUGAUGAUGCUCCAGUGCAGCCGACGGAUCGAUUCCCCUUCAAACACACAUUCGGGACAAAAACAUGGACUUUGAUUCCUUUGUUUUUCAUGUAAAAUAUUUCUGUAAAUAUUAUAGAUCAUACAGUGUGAAAGAUUGUAGGUGAUGAAUUGUACAAUAGAUUAUUUAAUUAAAGUUAUUUGUGACUACA